Uncinocarpus reesii 1704 is the source of this 1320-nucleotide messenger RNA. RefSeq lists its product as uncharacterized. NCBI's taxonomy places the organism in Eukaryota, Fungi, Ascomycota, Eurotiomycetes, Onygenales, Onygenaceae. Gene Ontology annotation, cellular component: cytoplasm. The transcript has 6 exons. The record is from RefSeq and is a predicted model, not a curated record. Bases 1 to 1320 code for a protein of 439 amino acids. Gene Ontology annotation, biological process: G protein-coupled receptor signaling pathway. Gene Ontology annotation, molecular function: G-protein alpha-subunit binding; guanyl-nucleotide exchange factor activity.
AUGAAUACGCGAGAACUGCAUGGUCAAGAAAAGCUGCAUGAAGUUACACGACUUCUCAAUUUCCUCAAAAAAGAUGUAAAGGAGAGAAGGCUCGAGCGGACCAAACAGAUUGAAAUCCUUCAAAAGCUCCGGGUGCAUGGGCGCAAGACCGAAAAUGCUGGCCCCAUUUUUGAAAAAGAGGGGAUCGAUGUGCUCUCAUCGUACGGAUUUGAUGAAAGUGACCCUGAAGUAGCCCGCGAAGCGCUUCGCUGCCUUGCCAAUGCUCUCCUCCUUGAAAAGAGUACUCGUCAAAUCUUUGUGGAUUUAGGGAAUGGCAUUAGAGCGGCUGAAAAACUGAAAGAAGAGAAUUCGGACGAUGAAUUCCUAGCAGCCCGCCUUCUAUUCUUGACAACUUAUGGUUCUGAUUUGGAUUAUAACAAAUUAUUUGACGAACAUGGUUUAGCAGAGAGCACAAACAAUCACAUAUAUCGCCAUUCUAAACAAUUUUCGAAAGGGAGAAAGAAAAAGCUGGCCCAAAUCGAUGAGCUCGGCCUCUCAGAGUGCUUGAAAAUGAUAUUCAAUAUUACAAGUUUUUAUCCUCACAGGGCUGAUGCAUUCUCGCCAUCGAUUCCCCAUAUCUUGAAAAUUCUAAGCCGCAUCGAGAUACCCACGCCGCCAUUGCAGGCACCCGUGAAUUACCUUAUUAACACUCUUCUCAAUCUUGACCUUGAAGCUAAAAAGACAAAACAUUUUACCACGAAUCCUCUUUUCCCCAAGUUCGAUCAAAAUUGCAACGUGGAUAAGCUCAUCAAUAUUCUAGACCAAGCCGUUGCUAUGCACAAGCCGGAACAUUUGGAAACAUUGGCUGUGCCCCUUCUGACCCUCCUGAGGAAAAUAUACGAUAUUGCACCUGAAGGACCCCAGAAAUACAUGGAGUGGCUUCUGCUUCCAGACGAUAGUGACAGGGACCUACCGAUUGGACAGUCAAAUACACUAUCAUCUAGGCUUUUACGCCUUUCUACAUCCCCUGUUGCCCCCAGUCUACGUGAAGGAAUUUCCGCACUGAUGUUUGAGCUAUCUGGGAAAGAUGCCAGUGAUUUCGUGAGGAAUGUCGGCUACGGGUUUGCAGCCGGGUUUCUCAUGUCUCACGAUUUACCAAUUCCCGAAACAGCGAAGGAGGCUUUUAGUACCAAGCCUACAAGAACAGGCGAGCAAGCUAUUCCUAUUAACCCAAUUACCGGCCAAAGGCUCGAUGCUGAGCCCCAGGAUACUGAAACUCCGAUGACUAUGGAGGAAAAGGAGCGAGAAGCAGAACGGCUCUUUGUGCUCUUUGAAAGGUAA